GUAUUGUAUCAGUCCCGUUAAUAAUGAUAUGUUGGAAUCUGUUCUUACCUGCAUGGUCACACAGUUAACUGUAUAUACUUAUGUGAUUGAUUCAACCGUUCGAUUCCCGCUUAAUGAUUACGAUAACAGUAAUACCAGGGAAUUAAUCACUAGUAAAGGUUCUUAUACUUGCUCGAUUUUAGUAAUCCCAGUGAUGUAUCGGAAUUAUAUUCAUUGAUGCUUAGUAAAUGCCUAAUGUCCUACCUAAAAGUUUACAAAAUUUUCCUGGUGUGAUAGGACAGUUCAAUUUUCUCAAAUCUAUGUCAUGUACAACGUUAUAAGAACUAAUCAUAUCACAUUCGCUCUUUAUUAUCUCCUUCAACAUUAUAUUUUAUGGAAGUUCUCUACGAUACUGGUGGUUCUACUACCUAAGAAUGUUGUACUUUAUUUUGUCAUACAAAACGUCAUAACUAUUCUUUCCCUCUGUUCACAUUUGCAACCAUCACUACUAAUAUGAUGUCUUUACUUGGGAACCCUUAAAUCUCCUACAAAUAUGACAUCGUUCAAUUGUUUCAAAAUUCACGAUGCAGACAAUUUUACCGCACAUACUACGAAAACAAAUAAUUCAGAAGGUAACAUAUGCACUUCUGAAAAUGCCAAUAUUACUAAUAGUAAAUGUAAUCAAUCAAUAUCUUCUGUAAAUAAUACAAUCAUUUCAACAACUGACAGUUUACUAAAUUCUAGAGAUGUAAACCCUAAAAUCCCAAUAAGUUAUUCAUCUUAUUCACGUGGAAGUAAUACUCUGCUACGGUGUACACCACACUUUCGUCACUCCAGUUUAUCAUCUUCUGCAUUUGGAACAUGUAUGCCAAGUAAUAAACGUGAUGAUCAUUGUAAUAGUAACAACAAUAAGGAAAAAAUAUCUACAACUCCAUCUACGGGCGUACAGUUCAGCCGUAACUGUUUUAGAUAUUAUCCUAAUCGAAUACGUAAACACUUGGAGUCUGCUGUGACAAAAAAUGACCAAUUGUUGCGUUCAGUAACAUCUGCUGAUUGUUGUCCUGUACAAUCAGGUCCUGAAAUCUAUGCUACCAGUAAUUCUAUGAACAGUGGCAGUGGUCUAGUUCGUAGUCAAUCAGAUUCUACGUGUUUAUCACUAAAAGCGAUAAGUAAUGAAAAUUACAUUGAUGCUGAAGUAGAUCAAGAAAUCGGAGCACAGACUAAUAUUGCUGAUUGUAGUAACAAACGUGUAAAUUAUAUGUCAGAUGACUCGGCACAAAGUUCCAAUAUUUCGUCUUGGGAAAUGAACAACAGUGCUUCAUUAGAUGGGAGUAAUUCCAUUGAUAAAUAUAACUUAGAAGUUAAUAAUAAAUGUACAUCAUUGCUACCUUCGUUAUUAUUAUCUUUAUCGUCGUCAUUGUCAACACAGUUGAAUUUCCGUAAGGCAAAUAUAACUGAGACUCAAGAGAAGUUAAAAAUAGAAACAGGAGAAGAAAGAGAUGACAGAAGUCAAGACGAUGAUGUGUUAGCUAGUUUUAUGCGGAAUUCAACUAUCGGGUCUAUACCAAACAGUGGAUUUACAUCGGAAUUAUCGAAUUACUGUGGUACCUCAAAUAAGUCAUCAACAUCAGCUGUUUCUCACCAACAGCAAGGAGCCAGACUAAAGUGUCGGACUACGCCUAAUAACCUAUCAACUCCGACAACUCCAAGUCGAAGUUACCAAUUAAUAUGUCGUAAUGGAAUACAGAGUUACUCUCUAGUUAUAGAAAAACCUACGGGACACUCUACUUCCCGUGAAAAUCUUGAUUUCGUUGAUCAAAAUUCGGGAACUUCUAUCUGUCUUCAUAAUACUCAAUCGUCCAACUGUUGUUUAUCCAGCAACUGUGAUCCAGAUCAUAACAGGUUGUGUAGCAAUGGACAAUCUACUUUUCCAGAUCACUUAUUUAGUCAACAUCAAUUCGGUACCGUAACACCUGGUUAUUUGACCAAAUCUUAUGAAAUUACAAAUCAAUCUGAUUUAGAAAAAUCUCAGUCUUCUGUUGACGCACACAUUCAACCAAUUCUUCAGUACUAUGCUGGGUCUCAAAAUAGUAGUCCUGCUAAUUUAUAUUCCAUAAUUUCUACAUCUAAAGAGUGUUCUUCGCAUCCUAUUCCAUUGGAUGAAAUUUCCACAUCAAAUGUUAUCAAUGCUUCUCAUUCUAGUCAAUGUCAUCCUGUAUAUUCUGAUUCACUUGAUAUUCUUAACAACAGUAUUACUUAUCCUAAAACACUUGGAUUGCAUCCGGAACCUAUUAAUCUAUUUUCUCAGGUUAGUCAAUCAUCAACAGGUUCAACAACAACCACUACCACAACAACUUCGAGUAACACAACAGAAAAACCAACUGCUCCAUUGCCAUCUCGUAAGCAAAGACCUUUAUCCCCUUCUUUAUCAACUACUUCCAUCACUGGAGUUAUAAAUUCGAAUACUAUUACCAAUAUGCAUCAAAACCAUACAAAUAUAAGUUCAGUUGAUCAUCAUCAUCGACAACAACAGGAUUAUACUCCUAAAUUACAACAUAACAAUACUAUAGCAGCUGUUAACACUAAUAUCCAGUCACGUAUUUCAUCUAAAUCACAGGGCGCAUUACACUAUCAACAAAUUAACCCGUAUCAAAAUACACCUAAAUUAGUCGGUGGAUGGCCAUUAUCUUCAAGCGCUGGGAAUCGUCCUCUACUGACUAAUAAUAACACUAAACUUGAUUCUCAUCAAACAAUUGCUAAUUCAGAUCAGUUUAUUACUGGGACUAGUGGUGAUAGGAUUAUAAACUAUUACAAUAACAAUAGUAAUUACAUUCAUAACGCUGGUAUUUCUAAUACUACUGUUACUAACAAUAAUACGAAUAAUAGCAGUGGCUUUAUGAAUAAUAACUCCAGUGACAUGACGUCACAAAAUAGUCCACGUCGUAGUCCUCGCACUGUUAACACCAACUAUUCGGUAAAUACGAACACUGUUGAAUCAACUUAUAACCCAAUUGAGUCCCGUGCACCAAUAGGCGGCGGUGUACAAGCCUCUGUAUCUGUUCAUUGUUCUUCUAAUUCAGUGAGACCAUUUUCAACCUCGAUACCAUCUACUACGACUACGACUGCUACUAUUUUCUCAGGAAAUGUAGAUUCAACACUUAAAAAUAAAACAUUUAUCCCUUCACGAAUAAAUAAUCGUAGUAGUGUUAGUAAUCAUCAAGCUGUAGCAAUAAGUCAGAAACAUAGUAAUAUUUCUUCUCAUCCACCUCCUCCGCCACUCCCACAACUACAACAGGAAAAAACAGCUGAUUUAAUGCUUGAUGACCAAACGAAUGAGAUGACCAUUAGUGAAUUACGUUCAAUAGCUGAACGCCAACGUCAACAAUUGGCUAGACAGGCUCAACAAUUACAAGCUAGAGAAGAACGUCGUGCAUGGCUUCGUUCGUUGAAUUCACAACGUUCAGCACAAAAUCGAUGUUUUGAAAAUGAAAAGGUCACUUUUAAACCAUCUGAUCUCAGUCAAGAACAAGAAAUCCGAUUGCAUAAAUUACGUGGUUUUCGUGGUCAAACAGAACAAGUUCGUCUGAGCAAUGAAAAUCUAGUAAAAGAAAUUGAUCGAUUAGCAUCACUGUUAUCUGGUAAAGAACGUGAUUUACAAGUUUACCGACAAAGAGCAGAUGAAGCUGAACGUAUGUUAACUUUAAUUAGUCAGUGGCAUAAUGUGAUUGCAAGUGCACGCUGUCAAACAAUAAAUCAAGCCGGAAUGACAACAGUAACAGUUGCAACUAAUCCAACACAUUUAUCGGAUGAAACUCCUUCCUUUUCUCUUAACCUACCUUUUAUGCAACCACCUUUUUUCUCUGAACUAGAUAAGAAACGAUGGCAUGAUGGCCUUGUUGAAGCAGAUCGUUUGGACAGACAAUUCGCUUUAGUGUUUGGGCGUAAACCUCCCAUACAAACAUGGUCUUCCAGUCAGAGUAAUCUACACUUUGUAAAUUCAGUUGUAUCGGAAAAAACACUAGCACCUCACAUUUCGAGUUCACUUCCAUCGGUUACUGUUCCAUCUGCUCCUCUACCAUCUUAUUCAACAUAUCAUCAUAACUACUCGAAAUCUAGGCUCAUUGACGCAAGUCCAAGUGUUCAUGAUAAUCAUUCUUCUCCUCCUCCUUCGACUACCCUUCCACAUAUUCCCAUAUCCCAUUCAACUCCUGUUAUAUCAAGAACACCAGUAACAACAAUUGUUAGUGCGACAUCAUCAAACAAUGCCUUCAGUUCAGUGCUUACACGAGCUAGUAGCCCACCUACAUCUAGUCGUCGGUCAUGCUUCCGCACAUUCAUGCAGUUACAUCCCGGUGUUGGUAUUUGGAGCCCGAAUACCACUACAAACAACAAUAUUAGUUGCAUUAGUAAUAAAGAUAAUAUACUAUCACCUGCUACAGUCCACCCACUGCCUAUUCCACGUAUUAAAGCUCCACCAAGAUAUGCAUCACGUGCUGUAAUUAAUGAUACAUAUAUGCGUCGUAUAUGCCGUGACAGUGUUGAAAAAUAUAAACGUGCAGCUAGUGAAAUUUAUUUAGCUGGUGUGAACAAAUUAAAUGUGAAAUCGUCGUCUCCGUCACUUCAGUCAUCAACACCAACGAUACCAUCUUCUGAAUGGUCAAAUAAUUCAGUUACCUCUGAACACCACCAACAACAAGCAUAUAACAUUAAUUCAAUGAAAACGAAUGAACAGAUUGUGAAGAACACCGAAUCAUCAGACCAAAUCUGUUCUUCUGUAAUACAUCAUCCUAACGAAUCAUAUGAGCCAGAUGUAAUCACUAAUGAAAAUGACGACAAAAUACCUGACCAAAAAGUUCACACUUCUGUCUAUCCAACCACUAGUUUACAUCCAUCGUCCCCAUCCAUUUCACCGUCGUCAUCCUCGUCUUCAUUGGAACUAAUUGGUAUAGAUAUACAACCAGACGAUGAGCACAAAUUGUCUUUAUUAUCCAGUGAGUUUGAUUCACCUGAAGAUGAACAGAAACAAAAUUCUGGUGAUGUAGAUAGUGGUCUAGGCGGUUCCGACCAUACUGUAAAGUCAGAACAUCAACAACCACAAAUUAAAAAAUCAACAUCUAUUUUACAGAUGACAACGAUAAUGACUCCUGAAACUACAACAAUAAAUACAACUAAUGCUACCAUUCAUACUACAAUCAAUAUAACUUCUCCUUCAGCUAUCACUACUGCUAUCGUUCAACGUGGUGAGGUGAACAAACAAGAAAUUUCCCCAGGAAUUAUGGUUUAUGUAGAUGAAGAACACGGAGUAAAUGUCAGCAUGAAUAACAGCUCUUGUAAUUACAUUGAAAGGCAAGUUAAAUCGAUUCUACGUAAAUCAAAAUCUUCCUCAUCACCACCUACCUCAAAACAAAGUUCUAGCUUGGAUGGUAUAACUGAAACAACUCAAUCAUUAACAUCUUCAUCAGGCCAAUCGAAUUCUGUACGAUUUCAUCCAUUAGCUUUAUUGCUCGAUGCUGCAUUGGAAGGUGAUUUGGAAUUAGUGAAAAAAGCAGCUUCUGAGGUUACUGAUGUUUCUGAGUCAAAUGACGAAGGUAUUACUGCAUUACAUAAUGCCGUAUGUGCUGGUCGUGUGGAUGUAGCUGAAUUUCUUGUACUUACAGCUGGUGCUGAUGUUAACGCAGGUGAUACAGAUGGUUGGACACCACUUCAUUGUGCUGCAUCUUGUGGAAAUGUACCUUUAGCUAAAUUAUUAGUUGAACACGGGGCUUCAUUACACGCUCGUACUUUAUCGGACCAGGAAACUCCUUUGGAAAAAUGUGAUCAGGGAGAUGAAGAAGCUGAAUGUGAAGAAUAUCUAUAUUUCCAACAUGAACGUCUUGGUUCUGCGGCAUCUGGUCGGGUUUAUGCACUUUUUCCUCGUGGAAUAGAAGCAGCUGGACCAGGUUCCAUAGAUGCUCAUUUAGAACCAGAUGAAUUGCCGCUUAAACCAAAUGAACUUCUCACUAUAGUUGAUCGUGAGCCACCUGGUGAGAUAGAAUGGAUGUUAGCUGAAAAUUCUGAAGGUCAACGAGGCCUUGUGCCCAGAUCUCAUAUAUCAUGUUAUCCCUUAGUGCGUAUACCACCAUCAAGUUUACCUAUUAUGGAGACGCCUAAAACGUUUUCAAUGAGAUCAACCAUUUGGAAUGAAUUCGACAAUGAUGAUGACGAUGAUGAAAGUGAUGGUGAUGCAAACACAAGCAAGUAUGAUCAGCGUGAAAUGGAAUAUAAACUUCAUGAUGAGAACCAGCUAUUGCCUGAAAGAAUAUCAAAAAUGCAAUUUGUUUCGCCAUCUGAUAAUCUCCUCAAUGAUAAUAAUAACACGAAUAUUAUUACAAGUAAUAACAAUAAUGAUCGUCCUUGUACUAAAGCUACGAUUAAAAUUGAAGAUAUUACUUCAGUUAAGUCUUCAUCAUCAACAUUACCAUUAUCAGCUAAACAUUAUAUACCUCGUCCAUCAUCUGUUGAUUUCACUGGACUUAAAACAGAGGAUCGUCAGUCGUCAGACGAGAUAAUUGAUACAGGUAAUAACAAACAGACUAAAACAAAUGAAACCUGUGAUUUGGCGACAGCAUUUUAAUUAGCUUUUUGAUUAACAGGAAUGUUUGUACACACACACACACACACACACAAAGCCGUAUGUAUUAGUACAUACUUUCAUAUUCUUCAUUUAUUUAUUCAUCUCUUCAUGAAAUGUAAUUUCUCAAUAGUCUCAAUUUUUAUUCAGUUGCAUAUGUUAAUAGUAAUGAUAAUAUUUGUACACAUAUACAGUCUCGGUGAUAUUGGACGGAGUAUAUUAUUAUGUGUAUGCUUGACAUAAAAUAAAACUAAGCGACUAGGAAAUUACUGUAACAAUCAAUCCAUGUGAUUAUGAUGUACAGUAGAAAAAGUGAGUAAUUAUGCUACUCACUAUCCAUCUAUUCUUAUUUACUAAUACAUACAUUUACUACUUAUUGUUCCUAUACCUCAUAGAAAGGGCUGGUGGUAAUAAGUGGGUACACUUUUAUGAUGUGUGUGGUUCAAGUCUUAUUAAGUCUCCAAUCUGUUAUUAUUCAAUUUAAUUUUCAUUUGUUUACUGGUUCACUCUAGUUUAUUUUUCGUUGUUGUUUACUUGUUUACUCAAAAAUGUACAAACAAUUCGUAUAAACUAAUGUAUUACACGAAAACACUUUUAUCUUACUGUAUAAAUUAUUUCCAUUCUGUCUGAAGUGCUACUGAUUUUUUCCUGGAAUACUAUUCCACAUUCUAAUUUAGCUCAAUGCUAUGAACUCUGCUAAUUCGAUGUAUUUCUUUUCAUAACCGAUAUGUAGGGUUUUACGGGUGUUUGUGCGUGUGUAAUAGAAAUCCGCUUUAAAGAGACCUUGACAAAUCAACUCAGUCGAUUUGUUUUGUGGUGAAAAAUAAACAUGACUGACGUUUUCUUUGGUUUUUUUCCCACCACGAUUCUUUACCAUUUAUACAUUUAAUUUGGAAGCAGUCGAUUUUACAUAAACAAAAAGACACAAAUAUCGAUGUAUGCCCUGGUAUAUAUAUUUCAAUGUCAACGAACCGUAGAUAAAUAUGCCCUUUUUUAUUUUACUUUCGUUGAAUCUCAUCGUUUUUUGUUUGUUGUGAUUUUGCAUAAUGAUUUAGCUAUUUUUCUCUUGCCUAGUUUCUUUCAUUUUCAUACUUCAACAUGAAAUAAUUUUGAAAUAUUUUAUGCUGUGUUAUUAUUUGAUCUUUUUUCUGGAUUGUCUUUAGAUGACUGUUGCCAUCCUCUCUCUCCCUCCCCGCUCGAAUGUUAUAAUUACUUGUUUUCAAUCAAGUGUAUGCGUAAAAUGAACUAUAACGAAUCACUUUCACUCUGAUUGUUUUUUAUCGUGACCACUGCCUUGCGUGUUCCAAUCUUUACAGUGCCGUUUCUGAUGCCUCUCUUUUCUAUACUUUGCUGUGUUUCUGUAUCCCUAUCUCAACACUGCUUACUUUGUGCUGUAUAUGUGCGUGUGUGCCUUUUCUCCUUUUCGAGUCUAGUUUUGUCGUUUCUUGGUAUUAGGUUUCCUUCCUCAAUUUCUCUUUUCCUUAUCUUCUUUGUUUCCAACAUAGUAAUAUCUUAUAUUUUCAUUGCCGUCUCUCUCUUCAUCUGCUAUUUAUUGUUCCCUUUUCUUCAAACGCUCGAGAAAAGACUUAUAAAACUAUCAAACAGAUUUCUGUAUUUAAACCAACAUGUCAUAUGUCUGUGUGUAUAGUUUUUCACACAUUAUCUUAUUUGUAUUGUAUUUUCUAACUUACACCAGAAUUUCCAUUGCGUAUGUACAAUUCAGAGAGAAACUAUAUUGAUAAGAUAAACACAUUCAUUACUCAAUAAAUAAAACUGUUUGAAUUUUA
Schistosoma rodhaini is the source of this 8376-nucleotide messenger RNA. NCBI's taxonomy places the organism in Eukaryota, Metazoa, Platyhelminthes, Trematoda, Strigeidida, Schistosomatidae. The record is from the annotation of a GenBank genome assembly.